Schizosaccharomyces osmophilus is the source of this 417-nucleotide messenger RNA. RefSeq names its product DUF4452 family conserved fungal protein. Lineage: Eukaryota; Fungi; Ascomycota; Schizosaccharomycetes; Schizosaccharomycetales; Schizosaccharomycetaceae. The transcript has 3 exons. The coding region runs from base 1 to 417 and encodes 138 amino acids. The record is from RefSeq and is a predicted model, not a curated record.
AUGACCUAUUUCUACAAGCCUUAUAACUUUUAUCAGAAUUCUUCUUCUGGUUAUCAAUUGCAUGAAUUUCGUUCUUCUUUUGAAAAAGCACGAACUUUCGAUGCUGAGGAUGAUUUAGAAUUCUGUCCUGCUUUAUCUGAAGAAGAAUUGGCCGCCAUAUACCAAACAACCGGGCUUUCUCCGACGAACAGUUCUCCAUCUUUGUCUCCAAUGACUCCUAAUAUGUACCCUAAUGCCAUGCCGACAAUCCAGAAUGGAAACUACGCCGGGAUGCAAUAUGCCCCUUCAUCAUUUCAACACAACCCAAGCAGCCGCCAGAAAAAGUCUUCGAGUAUCCCAAUCAUCGAUCCCGUAACUCGUGCUCCUGCGAUUUUGACAGGAUCUGCAGCAAAUUCUCGUUCGAAGCCGUACUGGUAA